CCUUUUGAAUGCUGGUCGAAAUUGCAAAAAAGUGAAUAUCAUUUACCCUUGGAUGGAGUACGAUAGACCAGUGGAAGUUUUCUGUGAUAUGGCUACAGAUGGCGGUGGUUGGACGAUAAUACAGAGAAGACUAGACGGUUCUUUAAGUUUUAACAAACAAUGGACAGAAUAUAAACAAGGGUUUGGGACUGCCGAAAGUGAGUAUUGGUUAGGCAAUGAUUAUAUACAUCAACUUACGAAUUCUACACCAUCUUUGUACGUUGCCCUAACUUUGACCAAUGGGGCAUCACUCUAUGUACAUUACCCACAAUUCUCCAUCUCCGAUGAAACGGAUGGCUACCGACUCUACUUAAAUGGAGCAACUUCAGGAACUCUCGACGAUAGCAUGAGAGUUAGUGGAGCCUCAGAUUUAAAUGGUUGGAUAUUUUCUACCCCAGACAUGGAUCAUGAUGCAUGGCAAAACGGAAGUUGUUCCUCACACUUUAAAGGCGGAUGGUGGUUUAAUUGGUGCUCACACACCUUUCUGAACGGUGAAUGGGGACUAGCUUCCUGGGAACGUCCAUGGCUUUCACGGAACGAGUGUCGCUUCAACAAAAAUGAUGAUUCGUUAAAAAUAAUUGUCAGACUUUAGCUUUUGCAUCUCUUGCAAAAGCGAAGAAAAAUUCCUAUUUCUUUAAAAUUUAACUUAAUAAUUUCAUAUAAUUCGAAUAUUUUAAAGGAACUUGAAUUUAAAAAAAAAUAUUUUCAAGCUGAAUUGUCUCCAUUUGUCUGAUCAUGACAGGAAGCACACGACGGAUUUAACCAACCGAGAGGAGAUGCUUACUCUUUUAUGACAUAUGAUCCCACCUCAGAUGUUUUUACUUUUCCAACUUUGUUCCGCUUGCAAGUCGUAUUGUUCCACUGGAUUCUUGAGCUUUAUACCUGUUCUAUAUAUUCAUAUUUUAUGCAACUGUUAUAAAUGGUCCCUUUGGUGUGGUUGACAAGUGCAUAAUUGAAAUGAUACACAUCUUUUAUAUCUAGAUAUCCCUUCCAGACUCAAUUGCUUUUCAAAAAUGGAUGAGUCCGAAAAUACCAAAACGAA
Molecule: messenger RNA, 1081 nt
Organism: Saccostrea cuccullata (small rock oyster)
Lineage: Eukaryota; Metazoa; Mollusca; Bivalvia; Ostreida; Ostreidae
Product: ryncolin-1-like
Exons: 4
Coding region: 53-631 (192 amino acids)
Source: RefSeq, a predicted model, not a curated record